Molecule: messenger RNA, 501 nt
Organism: Lolium rigidum
Lineage: Eukaryota; Viridiplantae; Streptophyta; Magnoliopsida; Poales; Poaceae
Exons: 4
Coding region: 1-501 (166 amino acids)
Molecular function (GO): protein binding
Source: RefSeq, a predicted model, not a curated record
AUGGCGGGCGGGGUUAGCGCAGCGGGUCGCGUGGGCUGUACUAGGGUUUCAGUCGUCAACCGGAGAGCUUGGAAUCGACCGACGCCGGCGAAGAGGAACCGGAGGCGGAGGACCGGGACGCUCGGAUUCAAGCGGUGCCUCCUCCCCGCUACUCAUUGGAUGGCAGACGGAUUGAUUGCUUCGCGGGGUAAAAGGAAGUGCCAACGAGAUUAUGUUCCAGGUGGAUCCACUAGUGACCAGGCAAGCAGAGAGGGAUCGCCCUGCCAACUAGAUGAUACUUCUCAGAGUGGCAAAACAGAUAUGUAUUCAGGUCCAGAUCUUCCAGAGGACAUGUGGCAUCAUAUACAUUCCUUAAUGCCUCUGAGAGAUGCUGCCCGAGCCGCCUGCCUGUCUCAGUCCUUUCGGUGUUCUUGGAAACGCUAUCCCAACCUAAUUUUGAGUAUGGAAACAUUGGGCUUGGACGGACAUAUGGCUUCAAAUCGCUGUUACACCAGCGAUUGA